AUGGCCUCGAAAGUGCACCCGACGACUAUCCAUCUCGAAGCGAAAGAAAAGGCUAAUGCCUACGCGACCAACCCAGGGAUUGAAAUUGACGCAGCUACCAAUAGAAAGCUCUUCUGGAUAAUCAGUCGUCGAAUUCUCGUUAUUCAGGUGAUCACUUACUUUUUCCAAUCUCUGGAUAAGGGAAUCCUCAAUUAUGCCUCUAUUAUGGGGAUUAAGAAAGAUGCAAACCUUGUGGGGCAGCAAUAUUCAUGGCUAGGAACAAUAUUAUAUAUUGGUAUACUAGUCGGAGAAUAUCCUCAAAACAUCCUCCUACAAAAAUUUCCAGUGGCGAAGACUCUUGCCGUCAACGUCUUUAUAUGGGGGGCUGUUGUGACGUGCUCGGCCGCAUCAACUCGAUUUGCAUCGCUUAUGGCUGUCCGGUUUCUGCUAGGUUUUUUUGAAAGCUGCAUUCAACCGGCCAUGAUGUUACUGACUACAAUGUGGUACAAAAGAGAGGAGCAGUCUCUCUUGAAUUCAAUUUGGUAUUGCAUGACUGGAGUGCAAUUGAUGAUCGGAGGGCUUUUGGCCUUUGGUGUUUCCCAUUUCACCGAUGGGCCGAUCAAAAGCUGGCAGCUCCUUUUUUUAGUUCUAGGUGUCGUAACCUGCAUCUGGUCCAUCUGCAUUGGUGUGUUUCUACCUGAUAGUCCUAUGUCGGCCAAGUGCUUCAGUGAGGAGGACAAAGCCUUGAUGGUAGAACGCGUCCGCCACAACGAGACCGGUAUUGAGAACAAAAAUUAUAAGAAAUAUCAGGUUAUUGAAGCCAUCAAAGACCCAUUUGUGUGGUGCUGUGUCAUGCUCAUCACUGUCGCUAACUUGAUAAUCGGCGGUCUUGGGGUGUUUUCUAACCUCAUUAUUCAACAAUUCGGGUUUUCGCUGCUGCAGACGGAGCUCCUCAACAUUGCCCAAGGAGCAUGGACGAUUGCAGUUAUGGUAGGUUCCGCAUGGGCGUCCGAGAGAUUCCAACAGACAUGCGUUGUCAUGAUUCUGUGGUCCGUUCCAGGCCUUGUUGGCACAAUUGUCAUCCUCGUGGUCACACCGUCAGCUUCCAACGCAGGAGGAAUGCUCAUCGCCUUUUACUGCACCCAAUUCUUUCUUGCUGAGGGAAACAUGAUAAUCUCCCUGAUCACGCGUAAUAUUGCCGGACAAACUAAAAAGGGCUUCACCAUGACCCUGUUAUUCAUCGGCUGGGCUGUUGGCAACCUGAUUGCGCCGCAAAUCUUCCAAAACUCAGAUGCCCCCAGGUAUCUACAUGGUUUUUUGGCACAUAUCGUCAUAUACGCCGUUUAUUUGUGUUUAGUCAUUGUGACCAGAAUCAUUCUUGUGCGUAGGAAUCGGUCCAAGAACGAGCUGUCUAGUGAAAUAUGCCAUGAUUUGGCAUUUGAGGAUCUCACAGAUUAUGAAAACCCCAACUUUCGUUAUGUUUAUUGA
Messenger RNA from Talaromyces proteolyticus, 1467 nucleotides. Its product is annotated as major facilitator superfamily domain-containing protein. Bases 1 to 1467 code for a protein of 488 amino acids. Gene Ontology annotation, cellular component: membrane. Gene Ontology annotation, biological process: transmembrane transport. The record is from RefSeq and is a predicted model, not a curated record. Gene Ontology annotation, molecular function: transmembrane transporter activity. The transcript has 5 exons. Lineage: Eukaryota; Fungi; Ascomycota; Eurotiomycetes; Eurotiales; Trichocomaceae.